Vombatus ursinus (common wombat) is the source of this 1269-nucleotide messenger RNA. Its product is annotated as zinc finger protein 454-like. The transcript is spliced from 4 exons. The annotation marks the transcript as partial. Gene Ontology annotation, molecular function: RNA polymerase II cis-regulatory region sequence-specific DNA binding; DNA-binding transcription factor activity, RNA polymerase II-specific. The record is from RefSeq and is a predicted model, not a curated record. NCBI's taxonomy places the organism in Eukaryota, Metazoa, Chordata, Mammalia, Diprotodontia, Vombatidae. Gene Ontology annotation, biological process: regulation of transcription by RNA polymerase II.
GAGAGAGUGACAUUCAAGGAUGUGGCUGUGGACUUCACCCAGGAGGAGUGGAGCCUCUUGGACCAUCCUCAGAAGGCGUACAAGGGGGUCAUGCUGGAGAAUGCCUGGAACCUACUAUCCCUGGGGCUUCCAGUUCCCAGAGAAGAUGUGGUCUCUUAUUUUGAGCAAAAGGAAGCACCAUGGAUGCUGGAGCAAGAAGGCCUGAGGAGCUGCUGUCUAGAAGGAGACAUGAGACUGGAAGUGAAGGAGACUAUGGCAGAGCUAAGUCUUUCUGUGGAAGAAAUUCAGGAGCAAAGAUCCAUGGAUGAUGGUCCCUGUGACAUCACUUGGGGAGAAUUCUGUGCUCUACAUCAGAGAAUCCACACUGGAGAGAAACCUUAUGAAUGUAAUCAGUGUGGAAAGGCUUUCACGAACAGGGCAAGUCUGGCUCAACAUCAGAAAAUCCACACUGGAGAGAAGUUGUAUGACUAUAAUAUGUGUGGAAAGGGUUUUACACCGAGGUCCUGUCUUAAAAUACAUCAGAUAAUCCACACUGGAGACAAAUCUUAUAAAUGUGAUCAAAGUGGAAAGGCUUUUACCCAGAGGUCUUAUCUCAGUGUACAUCAGAAAAUCCACACUGAUGAGAAAUCUUAUGAAUGUAAUCAGUGUGGAAAGACUUUCCGAGGCAGCUCCAGUCUUGCUCGACAUCAAAGAAUUCACACUGGAGAAAAACCUUAUGAAUGUAAUCAGUGUGGAAAAUCUUUCUUACUGAGGGCUCAUCUUGCUAAACAUCAGAGAAUCCAUACUGAAGAGAAACCUUAUGAAUGUAAUCAAUGUGGAAAGACUUUCAGAGGUGGCUCCAGUCUUGCUGAACAUCAGAGAAUCCACAUGGGAGAAAAACCUUAUGAAUGUAAUCAGUGUGGAAAAUCAUUCCCACUGAAGGCUAAUCUUACUUUACAUAAAAGAAUCCACACUUGUGAGAAACCUUAUGAAUGUAAUCAAUGUGGAAAGGCUUUUAGAGACAAUUCCACUCUUGCUAGACAUCAGAGAAGCCAUACUGGAGAGAAGUCUUAUGAAUGUAAUCGAUGUGGAAAGGCUUUUGCACUGAGAGACUCUCUUAGAGUACAUCAGAAAAUCCAUACUGGAGAGAAACCUUAUGAAUGUAAUCAAUGUGGAAAGGCUUUUACAGUCAGGGGCCUAAGGAACCCUUGAGGACAUUGCCAUUUCCUUCAGCACAGAGUUUCUAGGGCAUCACUCCCUUUUCUAGUGGAGGAGGUGUUACAGUGCCCC